Camarhynchus parvulus is the source of this 1539-nucleotide messenger RNA. RefSeq names its product coiled-coil domain containing 120 (gene CCDC120). The record is from RefSeq and is a predicted model, not a curated record. The transcript is spliced from 10 exons. Lineage: Eukaryota; Metazoa; Chordata; Aves; Passeriformes; Thraupidae. Bases 157 to 1539 code for a protein of 460 amino acids.
CAAACCCGCCCGCGACCCCCGGGGCUGGCGGGGACCCCCGGGGGGGGGGCGCGGGGCUGAAACCCCCCCCUCAUCCCCACCCAUCCCCCACCCAGCCAGGCCCGCCCGGCCGCGACCCCCCAACCCCCCCCGGAACAGCCCCCCCAUGGGCCCGCGAUGGAGGUGAGGGGUCACAUCCUCCCCCCCGGCACCUACAGCCCCGCAGGGGUGCCGUCCCGGCUGCAGGAGCUCCGCGAGCGCCAGCGGGGGCUGCGUCAGGCGCUGGGGCUGCGCCUGCGGGAGCUGCGGCGCCUCUGCCUGCAGGAGGCCGAGCUGACGGGGCAGUUGCCCCCCGAGUACCCCCUGGAGCCCGGAGAGAGACCCCAGCCCCCCCCCCGGCGCCGCUCCGGGGCCCCCCCGCGGGAACCCCCCCCCGAGUGGCCCCUGUACCCCGACGGUGGCUCCCGUCCCCCCGUGUGUCACAGGGGCACCCCCACGUCCUGCGGGUCCCCACACGCUCUGGUGUCCCGGGCGCGGCGGGAGGCGCAGGCCCAGGUGCAGGUGCAGGCGCAGGUGCUGGAGGCCGCGCGGCGCCUGGCGGCCGUGCCGGGGCUCCCUCCCGAGCAGCGGCGGCGCCGCAGCUCCAGGCCGAGGCGGCGCCAGAGGCUGCGGCAGCUGCGGGCCCAGCUCGGCACCCCCGGGCACGAUGAGAACGGGUCCCUGGGUGACCUCCCUGCGCUGGAGAACGGUGCCCCGCCCCCCCCCAAGCCCCCCCCGGUUGGGCCUGGCCGCCCCUCCCCCCCCCGGGGGGGCUCGGGCAGCCCCGAGCGCCGGCCCCUCCCCCCCUGGAGCCCCGAGGGCCCCCCCGGGCGCCGCAGCUCCUUGGCCACCCCCGCCAGCCCGGCGCGGACCCUGCCCCGCAGCGCCUCCAGCCUCGAGGGCCGCAGCGUCCCGGCCACGCCCGUGCUGGGCCGGAGCCCCCGCGGGACCCCCCGGGAACGCCCCGAAGCCCCCCGGGGUUUGCCCCCCCGGCCCUGGUCCGGCAGUCAGGACUCUCAAUUGGGGGGGGGUCCCCACUCCGCCCAUCCCCCCUCCCAUCCUGCCCCCCCCACGCCCAUCCCCCCCCCCACCUCUCCGGCGCCCCCCCCCGCACAGCCCCCGGCGCAGCAACAGCUCCGAGGCUUUGAUCGACUGGGGGGGGGGGGAGGCUCCGAGACCCCCCCCACGGGGCUGCGCGGGGCGGGGGGGGGGGGGGGGUCCCCAAGGUGUGGGUGGGGGGGCGGCCCCCCCUGCCCCCCCCGCCGCCUCCUCGCUGGAGCAGCGGCGCAGCCAGAAGUGGCUGGCGCUGGAGGGGCUGCGCGAUUGGUACCUGCGCCACACCGGGACCCCCCCCCGCAACAACAGCAGCGCCCCCAACCCCGCCUGGGCCCCCCCCCCCGCGCCGCCGGGACCCCCCCCCCCGCCGCCCCCCCCCCAGCGCUGCCGCACUCGCUCAGCUACGCCGGGGCCCUGGCGGCCAGGUACGGCUACGGGGGGGGCAGGGGCGGCCCGCCGUGGUGA